AUGUCAAUCCUCGCCCUCCCACAAGACCCUUUCUUUCCCCAAGAACCUGCCAGGGGACCGCUUUUCCUCGAUACCCAAGCAUGCCUCUGUGCUCUACAGAGUACGACAAACUCGGAGGAUAGUAAUAUAGCAUGGCAGUGUAUAGGAAACCAAACACAGGGGGUCUAUAAUGUGACUACGGGGAAAUGGUUCAACAGUGUAGGGCCCUCCAAAAUACCGGAGGAACUCCUCAUAUCCGAUGCGACAAAUCAUCCCGACACCAGCAAGCCUUUUAUGGUAGAUAAUUCUACACAUGCUUUAGUAGAUCUCGACCCCAGCAAGCUUAGUGUCUGGGAUCGAGCCUGCACGGGCGAGAAUCACACAUCCUUCUCGACUUCUUACUAUAGGGCCUCAGCGGAACUCGAUCGAGACGAGACGCCCGUUGACGCUGCUCCUUGUUGGCGACCGGGAGCCAUUCCUAUAACAAUUCAGAAUGCGUCGAGCUGGGAGGAGAGGGGAUGCAAUGAAGGUUUCCUAUGUACCAAUAAUACCGUAAACUCACUACCACAAUUCUGCCCUCCCGUAACGGAGUGUCAAAUAGCGCGACUAGCCGGGUACACAUGCAUGUAUGGAGGCAAAAACGUCGGGAUGGGCCCUUUCGAACCCGUGGUCUGUCAGCAAGGGUAUUAUUGUCCGCCCGGACAAAACAAAAUGAUUCCUUGCCCGGCAGGCACGUAUUGUCAACCCGGCGCCCCCUCGCCUACACCAUGCAGCGUUGGAAGUAGAUGUCCUGAACAGUCGACAUAUGAGACUUUCGUAAUUCCGUUCGCGGUCCUGAUUUUUGUCGACAUCCUCCUGGUUUUGUCAUUUCUCUUGUAUUAUAUCCGGAUGCGUUACUGGAGGGCUCGCGAACAGUCCAUCGGCAACAAGUUCAAGAAGAGGACGACCUUCGUAGGGCAGCUGACGGGCUACAAGGAACUCUCUGGAAACGCGGACCAGGACCAUGACAUGAUACCGAUGCAGGCAACUUAUAUGCCUGGCCAGGAUACGUGGACUGGUUUUGAAGCUGCUCUGGAAAUGCCAACGCCGCGCAGCUCGACAUUGAACGUUCCCGACGCCGGAUUCUCCCCGCAGCUUCGAGUGUUUGUCGAAUCUAUGCGGAGAGCCACAGAUGGCGCUCGCUUCGGUUUAUCUUUCGCGUAUACCGACCUCAGUUUCCAACCCAAGGGUAACCCGAAGCCGAUCCUGCAAAACGUAACUGGGUCCAUCGAGCGCGGUUCGUUAACAGCGGUUAUGGGUGGUUCCGGCGCUGGAAAGAGUACGUUCGUUAACGUUCUUAUGGGCAAAACCACAAAUACCGGCGGCUCGGUCAUGAUUAAUAACGUGCCGGGGAAGAUUAAGAGGUAUAAGAAGCUCAUUGGUUACGUGCCUCAAGAUGAUAUCGUAUUGCCUGAAUUAACCGUCUACGAAAAUAUCCUUCACUCGGCGAGGAUACGCUUACCUCAGACCUGGAAGGACGUUGAUAUAAAAGCCCACGUCAACUCGGUUAUCGACUGCUUGGAACUGUCUCACGUCCGCGACUCGUUAGUUGGUAGCGUCGGGAAGCCCGUUAUCAGCGGUGGUCAGAGGAAACGAGUGAGCAUCGGAAUGGAACUCGCCGCAGCGCCCAUGGCCAUCUUCCUCGACGAACCUACCAGCGGUCUCGACGCCACGGCCGCGUCUUCCAUCAUGCGAACGCUCAAGGCGAUCGCGCGGCUAGGCAUCUCCGUUAUCGUGAUCAUCCACCAGCCGCGCAUGGAGAUCUUCGAGAUGCUCGACGACUUGAUCCUGCUAGCAAACGGACAGAUCAUAUACGAGGGGCCGGAGUCCGGAGUGCAGGACUUCUUCGAAAACGUCGGCUUCAGCUUCCCCCGGCACAGCAACUUCGGCGACGUCGUCACGGACAUUAUCACCGGCAACGGCAGGAUAUACAAGCCGUCCGGCGACAUCUCGAAGGAAGCUCUGAUAGCUAACUGGGCCCAAUCUAGUAAGAACGCUUCGAUCAAGGAGAAGCACGCCUCCAUCAGGUACUCCAAGACGUCUAUCGCGGAGAAUAAUUCUAAGGGUCGAGAGCUGCUCAAGAAACGAGGUGCCCCGCGCUGGAAGCAGCUCUGGCUAUGUCUGUCGCGCGCUAUGCUCCAGCAGUGGCGGGCCAAAUCCACGUUCUGCUUCGAGAUGGGACUGGCUACCGUAGCUGGGUUGCUCCUCGGUCUGGCCGAGAACUCGAAAAAGGGGGUGCUAUUUACCGGGAUCUACAAUGAGCCGUACGACGUCCUGUCUCUAGCGACGGACAUCAAGUCGGUGCCCGAACUGGCGCUCCUCAUGGCCAUCGCCAUCGGACUCGUCUCCGCGGCGCCCGGCGUCAAGGUCUUUUCGGAGGAGAUGCUGCUGUACAGGCGGGAGGCCGAGGCGGGCCACUCGCGCAUCGCGUACUACCUUGCGAAGAACCUGUCCGUGCUGCCGCGCAUGGUGUUCGCGUGCAUGCACUUCUCGACGCUGAUCCUGCUGCUCUCCGCGCCCAUCAUCCCUUGGGCCACCGCGUUCCUCGCCAACCUCGUGUACUUCUACUGCAUCUACGGGCUCGCCGGCUGCAUCAGCAUGAUCGUCCGCAGGGAGGACGCGCCCCUGAUCGCGACCAUGAUCAGCCUGAUCGUUGGCAUCUUGUCGGGCGCGGCGCCGCCGCUGUCGAAGGCGGUGGAGUGGCAUAUGGAGUGGCUGUGGCGGGCGUCGCCGGGUACCUGGCUUGCCGAGCUGUAUUUUGGACAGCUGAUCAACCCGCUCCGGUACCUCUACAACGUCGAGCUGGCUGCGCAGCAGGUGGGAUUCCAUCUGGACUGGCAUUGGCGCAACAUGGGAUGGUUGCUUGCUAUCGGCAGUAUAUAUCGCGUUGUUGCGUAUAUUGGCUUGCUUGCUGGGAACCGGUUGCGCGUGUAA
Messenger RNA from Daldinia caldariorum, 2952 nucleotides. RefSeq lists its product as uncharacterized. NCBI's taxonomy places the organism in Eukaryota, Fungi, Ascomycota, Sordariomycetes, Xylariales, Hypoxylaceae. The record is from RefSeq and is a predicted model, not a curated record. Gene Ontology annotation, molecular function: ATP binding; ABC-type transporter activity; ATP hydrolysis activity. The transcript has 2 exons. Bases 1 to 2952 code for a protein of 983 amino acids. Gene Ontology annotation, cellular component: membrane.